Botrytis cinerea B05.10 is the source of this 3514-nucleotide messenger RNA. RefSeq lists its product as hypothetical. Gene Ontology annotation, molecular function: FAD binding. The coding region runs from base 802 to 2805 and encodes 667 amino acids. The record is from RefSeq and is a predicted model, not a curated record. The transcript has 3 exons. Lineage: Eukaryota; Fungi; Ascomycota; Leotiomycetes; Helotiales; Sclerotiniaceae.
GGGGACCGGAGAUAAGUGCUUGGAACCAAUCGGAGGUUUGAGAUUUACGAGCCAGCUAGGAACGGAAGACUUGGAGAUCUCCUUACCUCCCCGAUGAGGAAACCCCGCAAUGAUGCAUCUGUCGGGACUGCCGCGUGUGAAGAGUGGUGGGUGACAUGAGUGAGUGAGCUUCAAUUCCGCAAUCCGCGUUAUCCACUGCAUCGAGAGGAGAGGGGACGAAAGGCAAGCGGAGGAAAAGCAAGCAGAGGAAAGGCAAGGACAGUGACAAUUCAUGCCCAGGGAGAUACAGUCACCAACUACAGUGUCUUUGCUUGUUUCGAUCGUCUGAAAGUCUCCACACGAUACAAACCAUUCACCCAAGACCCAGGCAGAACGACAGGCAAAUUGAAAACAGAAAGACGAAGGGGUAUAUAUAUACACAUAUAUACAUCCAUAUAUCUGUCUGCAAUUGCAAGGCCACUUCCUUCUCGGGCCCGUAACGACUUCCCUUUCAAAUACAAGAAAGCCGUGGCUUUAUUGUCAUCUGUCAUCUGCAUCACCAGGAUUGCGAAGAAUGCUACUCUUCGGACGCCAAUUGUGACCCUCAUAUGUAACCCCGCAUCGAGCUGGAGUUGGGAGAACAGCUUCAAGUUAAACUCUCAAGGCAAUUCCGUGAACCACGGUCUAUUUCCCCUUUCAAUACUUCAAUUAACCAAAACUUUAAGUUUCUUUGCGAUAUAUCUUCACUAGACUUCCAUAAUUUCUACUGUGAGACUGUCUGAAUCGGAGGCGACCAAGACACAUUUACGCCGUGUACAAACAAUGGACAUGACUCGGAAAACCGCCUCAAAAGUGGACGUUCUCAUAAUUGGAGCUGGUCCCGCUGGUCUUAUGGCAGCAACAUGGAUGGCUCGUUGUGGAAUCAAUGCUCGAAUCAUUGACAAGAGAGGCACCAAGAUCUUUAGCGGUCAAGCUGAUGGACUCCAAUGCCGGACCUUGGAAAUUCUUGAUUCGUUUGGCUUUGCCGAUAGAGUAUGGAAGGAGAGCAAUCAUAUGCUUGAGAUUUGUCUCUGGAAUCCAGACUCUGAAGGAAAGCUGAGAAGAUCGGAUAGAAUACCAGAUACUAUACCAGGAAUCAGUCGGUUCCAACAGGUUGUUUUGCAUCAAGGUCGAAUAGAAAGCUUCUUUCUCGAUUCUCUCGAAGAACAUAGUAAAAUCAAAGUUGAACGUGGGAUAUCUCCAUAUACGCUAGCAUUCGACGAAACAAAAGCGGAAGAUCCGGAUGAAUAUCCUAUUGAAGUCGUUCUACAACAUCUCACCGACGGCCAAAUUGAGCCCAAGCAGACCCAAGCAACGAUAGAUGGAGCAGCAACCUCGGAUGGUCUCUUCCGAAGUAACAUAGCGGCUGAUAAUGACACCGAUGAAGUUUUGAGUGAUGCACAUGAAAAUGAACUGACAGUAAUAAAUGAGACGGUCAAGGCAAAAUAUCUAAUAGGAUGUGAUGGUGCACAUUCUUGGACACGAAGACAACUAGGAAUUAAACUCGAAGGGGAACAAACCGAUUUCAUUUGGGGUGUACUUGACAUUAUUCCUAUCACAAACUUUCCAGAUAUUCGAAUGCGAUGUGCAAUUCAUUCUUCGAAGUCAGGUAGCAUGAUGGUCAUCCCAAGAGAAAACAAACUCGUCAGACUCUACAUACAAAUCACCACAACAGAAAUCGGAUCAACGGUUGAAAGAGGUUCCAUAAAUCCCAAAAUGAUUUUGGAUUCUGCCCGAAAGAUAAUGGCACCUUACAAACUAGACUACGAAUACUGUGAUUGGUGGACGGCGUAUCAAAUUGGUCAGCGAGUUGCCUCGAAUUUUUCUCAGUACGGUCGUAUAUUCCUGGCUGGCGAUGCAGUACACACCCAUUCUCCUAAAGCUGGACAAGGGAUGAAUGUUAGUAUGCAAGAUACAUUUAAUUUGGGAUGGAAAAUAGCUGCCGUUCUCAAUGGAACUGCUAAUCGAUCCAUCUUGAAAACGUACGAAACUGAACGCCGCCAUGUUGCUCAAGAACUCAUUGCCUUUGACCAUAAAUUCUCUCGACUAUUCUCUGGUAGACCAGCAAAGGAUAUUAUGGAUGAAGAGGGCAUUAGUAUGGAAGAAUUCAAAGAUGCUUUUAAGAAGGGGAAUUUAUUUGCUAGUGGUGUGUCCGUUAAUUACGGCGCUAGUAUCAUUGUUGCCAAAGCUGACGAUGCUGAUGAUGCUGAAGCAAAUGGUUAUGAGAUUCAAGCCACCCAGGAUAUUAACGCUAGAGUUAUAGGAAAAGAACAUUUGGCUACUAAUAUCAAAAUCGGAAUGCGAAUACCCAGUUUCAAAGUCCUCAAUCAAUCAGACGCGAGACCUUGGCAUUUUCAAGAGCUCUUAAAGAGUGAUGGACAUUGGAGAAUUGUAGUUUUCGCAGGAGACAUAUCAAACGGGAAUCAAAUGUUUCGAAUCAGAACUCUAAGUGAAGGAUUAGAAGCACUCGUUGCAAAGCAUGCAUUGGGAACUGACUCGAUAAUCGAAGUUCUGAUGAUCCAUAGCGCACCGCGAAUACAGAUUGAACUUCUAGACCUUCCGGAUAUCUUUCAUCCUUGGAGUGAAAGGAAUGGUUAUGAUUAUAGCAAGGUCUAUGUGGAUGAUCUUUCGUAUCACGAAGGGCAUGGAAAGGCAUAUGAGGGGUUUGGAGUGGAUAAGGAGAGGGGUUGCUUGGUGCUGGUGAGACCGGACCAGUAUGUUAGUUGGAUUGGGGAGUUGGAGGAUGGAGGUGAUGUUGAGAGGUUUUUGGGGGGGGUUUAUGGUUGACAAGGUGGAGGGGGAUGGUGAUGGAAUGGAAGGGAAUGGAUUUGAUGGGUGAGGAUUUUGGGUUGGGAUGUAGCGGUUUGUGGGUUGUGGAUUGUGGGAGUCUUUGGAUUCGACGAGUAUGUACAUCUAUCUAUCUUAUAAUUUAUUAGGUAAAAAAAUCUAGAGGAAGGCUUCGGCAUUCUUUGGGUAAAAUGUGUUCAAACUCUCGUGCGAGGAGUGCUAAACGCAAUCCAUGAUUCAAGCUUCAAGGCAGGAGUUCCAGGCGGAAAAUCAAGAUUUCAAGGGUAGGGAGGGAGGCAGGCAGGAAACUACAGUGAAUUUGGAAUGGAAAUCAAAUGUCUUGGAUGUCUCGGGCCUGAGCAGAAACAGCGAGUCCGUUGUGGUUUUGAAUGUUCAAUGAUAUGAUGAAGGAGUUGGAGUUGGAUGUGGAUUAAUGGGAGAGAGGGCGUGGGGAGAGUGGAAGAGGAGAGCGGAAGAGGAGAGUGGAAGAGGAGAGUGGAUGUGCAGAAAUGGUUUGGGGUAUGCAUAUCUAUGAAUUUGAGGAAUGGGGGAUGCGGGUUCAGGAAUGGUGGAGAUCUUGUUAGGGCUGGAAUUGGAGUGGGCGUGAACGUGGAUCUGGAUGUGGAUAUGGAUGUUUCGAUGUGACUGUUUGGAUGAGUUUGUAAAGGGGGAUGAUAUUACUAAAUAAGAUUUUUAGGGUUUUAUCGCA